AUGGCUUACAGAGUUUGUACCAUUCGGGUUUUCAUCAUUUCAAGCAUUAAAAUCGAAUUACAGGAUAAAAAGAAAAUGUUACCUGCAGAAGAUGUCGGAGGCAAAGGCAGCACAGGCGAAGCAGCGGAAAAGGGUGGCGAAGCAGCGGAAGACGGAGGCGAAGAUGACGACGACGGCGACAUUGCAGACAUGAUCGGAGCUAGAGAAGAAAAGGGAAGAAGAGAACCGGCGUCGAUGAGAAAGCUGGAGGGCUUCACUGCCGGCGGCGAUGGUGGAGGCGAUGUCUCUAGCGGAGGCAUUGUCCGAGGGGGAUGA
Messenger RNA from Lactuca saligna, 315 nucleotides. NCBI's taxonomy places the organism in Eukaryota, Viridiplantae, Streptophyta, Magnoliopsida, Asterales, Asteraceae. The record is from the annotation of a GenBank genome assembly.